AUGUCGGCCUUGGGUCAGACGGGGACCAACGCCCACAACUCGAACACACACCAGGUGCCCGGCCUCAGUUUCCCGCAGCCGAACGGUAGCCUGCGAGGACGUGGAUUUCCAUCAUCUCACUCCGCGACACCGCCCAAGCCGUCACCGACGCCGCAACAACAGCAACAGCAGCAGCAACAACAGCAGCAACAGCAACAGCAGCAGCAGCAGCAGCAGCAGCAGCAACAACAACAACAGCAACAACAGCAGCAGCAACACCAGUCGCCCUACGGUCAGCCUCAGCACUAUACACCCCAGCAGCCACCACAAGGGACAUACCCACCGCCGCUCUUCUCGACCACUCCAUCCCCCGUACCCGGCGUCCAUAACAUACCGAAUGGCAACGCAAGGCAUGGCUCUGGCCAGGCACACACGGCCUCAGCCGUGGCGGCGUCUCGUCAAAGGGCUGGCCAACAACGGCAUAUGCAGCAGUCACCGAACCAGAUGGCCUACAUUACACAGAUGAACCAGCCAAUGCCCCAGCAAGUACCGCAACAAGUUCCGCAACCCGUGCAGCAGGUCCAGCCCCUACAGCAGAUGCACCAGAUGCCUCAACAGGUCCAGCCCAUACAGCAGCAGCAACAACAGCAGCAGCCCGUGCAGCAGUUACAACAGCCGCAGCAGGUGCACCAGCCGAACGAUCCAAACUUGAUGACUCAAACUCCUCGCCCGCAAGCACGCCACCCACCGCACCCACAGCCACACCAAACUCCCCAUCAACAGGCACAUCAACAGGCACAUCAGCAGGCACAUCCGCAGGCGCAUCAGCAAGCCCACCAGGCGCACCAGCAGGCGCAUCCCCAGGCACACCCACAAGGACCCCCACCUGUGCCUGUUCAAGUCCACCAACAACACGCACCUCUCCAACCGCAACCACAUCCAGCACCGCAACAGGUUCAGCCGCCUCAGAGCCAAAAUGCACUGCCCAAGUCCGAACCUGGCGCUCAACCUAGCGACCCGCACAGUGGCGACGAGAUGGAAGUAGACAGUCAAGAAGAAUCAGGAGAUGUGGAUGGCCAUCUUUCGCCGAAGCUCCUGGAGGGUACCCCGUAUGUCCCGCGAACGCCCAUGGGGAAUAUGAUGUCGGCACCACCUGAAGGAGGCAGCUACGCGAGCCUCGAAGCCGUCCACAAGGAGGUGCUAGCGUACUGCACGUCAGUGGGUUAUGCUGUGGUGAUUGGCAGAUCAAAGAAGACUGUGCCGGGUCUGAAGAAGGUCUUGUUCGUGUGUGACCGUGCUGGGAAGCCGCCGAGCCGUGUCAGCCCGGAGGCCAGGAAGCGCAAAACAUCGUCUCGCAAGUGCAACUGCCAAUUUGGCUUCUUUGCGAUCGAGCAGAGGACGCAGUGGACUAUUCGCUACCGGCCAGAUCCUGUUCAUCUCCAGCACAACCAUGGGCCAAGCGAAAGUCCUCUACUGCACCCGGCGGCGAGGAAGCUGGAUAGCAAGAUGGUGGCGUCCGUCAAGCAGCUAAAGGAGGCCGGCAUUGGCGUCACGCAGACGCUGGAAAUACUGCAGCAACAGAACCCCCACGUGCCCCUAUUGCCCAGGGAUAUCUACAACGCACGUGCGGCAAUCAACCGCAAUCCUCAGAAAGUGGAAGCUGGUAUUGCGGACGAACGCCCAGCCAUCUACAGCAAGCCGGCUCCCACGCCAGAGGAGCGGAUCCGCUCUGAUUUGCGCCGGCAGUUACAGAUGGCCAAGAACGAGCUAGAGCAGCUUCGAGAGGACAGCAAGAAGGAGAUCGAGGAACUCAAGGAGAAGCUCCGAGAAAAGGACAAGAUGAUCGAAAAGUUUGAAAUGUUUAUUGAUAUUUGCAACGAGCGGGUCAUGGUUCAGAGGCAGAAACUGACUGAUCCGAGCGAUGGAAACGGCAACGCCAGCGGAGCGAGCAAUUAG
This is a messenger RNA of Neoarthrinium moseri, 1935 nucleotides long. RefSeq lists its product as uncharacterized. Bases 1 to 1935 code for a protein of 644 amino acids. Gene Ontology annotation, molecular function: malonate-semialdehyde dehydrogenase (acetylating, [NAD(P)+]) activity; methylmalonate-semialdehyde dehydrogenase (acylating, NAD+) activity. Gene Ontology annotation, cellular component: mitochondrion. NCBI's taxonomy places the organism in Eukaryota, Fungi, Ascomycota, Sordariomycetes, Amphisphaeriales, Apiosporaceae. The transcript is spliced from 2 exons. Gene Ontology annotation, biological process: thymine catabolic process; L-valine catabolic process. The record is from RefSeq and is a predicted model, not a curated record.